GCGACUUAGGUUUAGGCAGCCGGCCGCAAUAAUUUGCCAGCCAAAGUGACCAACACCGCCGCGCCGACCCAGCUUGGAAUUGGAUGGCCACGCCGACCCGGCGGCCGGCGCGCGGCGCCGCCAUAGGGUCCUCCGCCGCGCCGCCGCUCUCCGCCCGCCGGGUCUCGCUCUCCAACGCCGGCGGCGGCAUCUUCUCGCAGCCACGCCCCAGCAACAGCCACCUGCCACCCGCCCGCCUCGCGCCGGCGGCCCUGGUUUCCCGCGGCGGCGGCCGGGCGAGAAGGGCCUGCUCGUGCUCGCCGACGACGCAUCCGGGCUCGUUCCGCUGCGCGCUCCACAGGGGCAGCGCCGGCGGCGGGCUACAGCUGCACGACCCGAGGCGCUCCGCGAUGGCCAACUCGCUGGUGCGCAUCGCGUCGGUGGAGGGCGGAGACCACAUCAGGCGCGCGCUGGCUUCCCUCGUCCGCCCGUCCUCGCACCACCAGCGCCGCCGCACCGCCUUCCGCGCCCUGCCCAGCCGCCUGUCCGCAGUGUCCACCACUAGCGCCUCCCCAUCGCCACCGCAAUGAGUCCUCUCCUCGAACUGUGUGAUUCGGGCGGCUCGCCGCCACAGUUUUGGUGUUGUCCCCUCCGUCCGUGUAACAACUCGUCCAGUUCAUUCGUGUCCAAUUGUUGUCUUGCUCUGUUGCUAUCCAUCGCCGGAGGAUUUGUAGCGGCUCCAUUCCAUCCAUCGCCGGAAGAUCUAUUGCUCACCAGAUAUUUUGUAGAACGUAGCUCAGCUCGGCGCCAUUGGGGCCAGCUGAGGAAUGGGGGGAGAAGACGACGUGGUCUCGAUCGCGACGCCCCUGAUUCCUUGCGCGACGGGUUGAUCGUUAAUCGAUGACAAAGAAACUGCUGGCUCGAGCUUUGUCUGGCGUCCUGUCCGGUCAUGUGUGAAGCUGCAUAUAUGCGGGUGCUGCUUCUGACUUUUUUCAAUGGUUGCGUUGCUUGAACGCAGAGACGAAACGGCCGUGGGGGGCAAGAAACGGACCGAGCAGCUGUUGACGUUUUGGGCCCGUGUGAAGUCGUUGACAGCUGCUGAUAGUGUUUAGUACUAUAUUGCUGGUUGGUUUGUGAUUUGUUUGUUUAUC
This is a messenger RNA of Lolium perenne, 1130 nucleotides long. RefSeq lists its product as uncharacterized. The record is from RefSeq and is a predicted model, not a curated record. NCBI's taxonomy places the organism in Eukaryota, Viridiplantae, Streptophyta, Magnoliopsida, Poales, Poaceae.